Bemisia tabaci is the source of this 26532-nucleotide messenger RNA. It is a transcript of the gene Oseg4, whose product is annotated as intraflagellar transport protein Oseg4. The record is from RefSeq and is a predicted model, not a curated record. Lineage: Eukaryota; Metazoa; Arthropoda; Insecta; Hemiptera; Aleyrodidae. Gene Ontology annotation, biological process: protein localization to cilium; intraciliary retrograde transport; non-motile cilium assembly. Gene Ontology annotation, molecular function: protein binding. Gene Ontology annotation, cellular component: intraciliary transport particle A; non-motile cilium.
GUCAUAUUGUCAAAUUUCAACCAAUAUAUUGUAAAAUUAUAACUUAAACUUUGCAGCUCUGCAAACAAAAACUCGUGACCAAAGACGAUAACGAAGGGUGGUAAAGCUAAUGGCAUGGAUGCUAAUUCAUCAUCAUCAUUCAACCCAACCCCCUUCGGCUAAUCGCCAAUCCCUUAGCAACAAUCUCUAAACACAAGCCAGCCAAGCUUGGCCAAGCCAUCUGCCCUAACAACGCCCUAACAUUUGCCGAAUGCAGCCGAAUGCCCUAUGCAGUUUCAAGGAAGAUUGAUGCAGUUUCAUUUCAUUUUGUGCAUUUUGUUCGAAUUCGAGCAUCGAGCGGGAGCGGCUCUUUGGGUUUCGUUAAUCAAGGAGUAACAUAAUGUAAGUACCGUGAGUUUUUGUGACUAGCGGCCUGCAAGCAAGAGGAACCAAAUCUCAGUACUACCAGCAGCAAUGAAUAAUGUCGUGAAGUGGAGGAAAUCAUAGUGCCUUCAUCGCUUCAAAAUCCAUCUACUUUGAACAUGACCUGAGCUGUGGACGCUACCAUUUCAGACUCUCCUAUCUUCUCGCCAAAAUGUUCGUCUACUUGAGUAAGAAGAUUGCCAUUCCGAACAACACCAGAUUGAAUUGUCUUGCGUGGAAUUCAGAGCAAGACUGGAUAGCAGUAGGUGGUGAUAAUGGUUUGCUGAAAGUUCUCAAACUAGAUUCAGGAAAUGAAGGAAAAUCUAAAGGACUCGCUUCAGCGGCAAACUUAUCGAUGAAUCAAACGCUUGAAGGUCACAACGGAAGAGUUCAAGUUAUAACUUGGAACGAGCAGCAUCAAAAAUUGACAACAAGCGAUGAAAACGGUCUCAUAAUAGUUUGGAUGAUGUAUAAGGGCUCAUGGUACGAAGAGAUGAUUAACAAUCGGAAUAAAUCUGUUGUCAAAGGAAUGGCUUGGAAUACUGAUGGUCAGCGUAUAUGCAUCGUGUAUGAAGAUGGUGCAGUUAUUGUUGGCUCUGUGGACGGAAACAGAAUUUGGGGCAAAGAAUUGAAGAAAUCUGUCCUAGUCUCAGUGCAAUGGUCUCCUGACUCUAAAUAUCUUCUCUUUGGUCUUAGGAAUGGCGAACUUCACCUGUAUGACAAUCAGGGCGUUUUCUCAAUAAAGGUCGGCUCUAACAUUCCUUCUAUCACAACACUCUCUUCAUCAGUAACAGGGUUAGAUUGGUACAAUGGAAGGAAUGGCUGUAUUCCCGGAGCCCCGAGCCUUGCUGUGUGCUAUGCCUCAGGUCAAAUUGUUUUGAUGAGAGAUCAGUUUGAUUGUAACCCGAUAGUUGUCGAGACAGGAAUGCGGAUUGUUUUCUGCUCUUGGAAUCAUAACGGAACAAUCCUAGCCAUCACUGGAUCGACGGUUUUGGCAGACGAAGUAAAAGAAUCAAAUUUAGUUCAGUUUUUUAGCCCUUUUGGUGAACACUUAAGAAGCCUAAAGUUGCCCGGAAAGGAAAUUUCAUCUUGUGUCUGGGAAGGCAGAUCUUUAAGAAUUGCCAUGGCCAUCGAUUCAGCAAUCUAUUUUGCCAAUAUCCGGCCUGACUAUAGUUGGACCUACUUCAGUAAUACUCUAGUUUUUGCGUACACUUCUCCUGAAAAAUUGGGAGUAACGCUGACUUUCUGGGACACGAGAAAUAAUGAAACUUACUGCAUGCAAGUUCCAAAGCUUCUAGCCCUAUGCUCGUGGCAAGAUCAUUGCACUGUUGCGUCUAAAACGAAUGAAUCCGAAAACAGUUAUUUGCUCUCAGUUUGCAACACAAUCACCACCACCAUCGACUCAAAACACAUCGAAUUGGAGCCCCUUUGUGUUACAAUGAAUAGCAUGCAUGUGUUUGCAGCUUCUAGAACCCAUUUUUUAUUGUGGCACUACAUUACUCCCAGUUCACAGUCCAGUCUUGGUCGUUUUAUGGGUCCAAAAUCUCGGAAAGAGAGAGUAUACCAUGUUGAUGACACACCUUCAGGUGUUGCUGAAGUCAUCCAUGAUUUAGACCAGAACACCUCGCAGCAAGAUUACACCAAUACCAAGACAACCUCUGAUCCCAUCACUUGCAUUACCUGCAGCAACAAGUAUCUAGUCAUCGGUCGAGAAAGCGGAAUUCUGCAGUUCUAUUCUUUGCCACAAGUCAUUCUAAUCUACAAAUCUACCCUAUCAUCCAGGCCGCAGUCACUUUACUUAAAUUGUGAUUCUACACGAGUGGCUGUAGUAGACGUCACUGGUGUCCUGACAGUCAUAGGAGCUGAGAAAAACGCUGGCGGAGAAAUUGUCAAAGGCAUAGAAAGGCGAGAUGUGUGGGCAGUGUGUUGGGCAUCAGAUAAUCCCCAGCUCCUUGCCAUCAUGGAAAAGACGCGCAUGUACAUCAUACGUGGGAAUGAUCCAGAGGAGCCAAUUCUCACCUCUGCUUACAUAGCAUCUUUUAGGGAUCUUGAGAUAAAAGCAGUCCACCUAGACGAUCUGCUGCAAUCGCCGAACAGCCCAAGCCCAGCACACUUAGCAACUCUAGAAGUUAAGUGUCUCAGAGACACGAGAGAGUUACUAGAGAAAGUUGGAAUCAAAGAGGCGUCAGUUUUUAUUGAAGAAAAUCCGCAUCCUAGACUUUGGCGCCUCUUGGCAGAAGCAGCAAUUAAAAAACUAGACCUGGUAACAGCUGAAACAUCGUAUGUAAAAUGUAAGGACUAUGCUGGCAUUCAGCUUGUCAAGCAACUUUCCAACAUUCACAAAGAUGAAGUGAAACAUGCUAUUGUUGCGGCUCACUUCAACAAUUUUAAUGAAGCUGAGCAGUUAUUCUUAGAUGCUGAUCGAAGAGAAACUGCGAUGAAUCUACGGGAAAAGCUGGGUGAUUGGUUUCGCGUUCUAAAAUUGAUGAAAAUGGGUUCAGGUUGUUCAGACUCCCAAUAUCUUCGAAUCUAUAACGCAAUUGGUGAUAGUUUUGCUGACAAAAAUGAGUGGGAGUCGGCCAAGGAAUUUUAUGAAAAGGCUAACAACACCGAAAAGUUAGUUGUCUGUUAUCAGUUGCUAGAAGACUUUGGUGCUCUUGAGGCAUUCAUUAAAAAUCUAGAUGAGAGUGAUCCUCUACUAACCAGAAUCGGAGAAGUCUUUUUAACAUUCGGAAUGUGCGAUCAAGCAGUCAAAGCUUAUCUCAAAGCUGGUGCUGUGAAUGCAGCAGUUGAAGCUUGUGUUUCAUUGAACCAUUGGAAAGAAGGGAUUGACCUGGCCUCCCAUCAUGGCAUUUUACCGAAAAUUACAGGACUCUUAGAAGAUUAUGCUUCUGAACUCAUCACUCAGGGGUCAUCUUUAGAAGUCAUACAAUUAUACAGAAAAGCAGGAAGACUUCUUGACGCUGCUAAAUUGUUAUUUCAAAUUGCAGAGGACAAUCAGUCAGGCUUAGUCAAACCAAUUUUGCAGAAGAAAUUAUACGUUUUAGCCGCAAUUCUUGUCGAAGAACAUAGCAAAGGCUCUGUGGGCAGCUACAAAAAGCACUUAAUUAAUGACUCCGAAAUGAGUCUUCAUUUCAAGAUGGUGGAUGAUGCCUGGCAUGGUGCAGAAGCCUAUCAUUUUUUCAUGCUGGCCCAGCGGCAGCUCUUUGAGAACGAUUUCGAAUCUGCGAUGUUUACGGCCCUCAAUCUCAAAAACUAUGAUGAUCUUUUCCCUGCAGAACAGAUAUACUCUCUCAUUGCUUUGUGCAGCUUGUCGGCUAAGUGUUUCUCAAUAGCCUCAAGAGCUUUCAUCAAGCUUGAGUCUUUGAAUGCGGAGUAUGAGAAAAUUGCUUUUGAGAUUUUCACAAAGUAUCCACUCAAAGAUUCAUUACCUGUUAAGUUCAAAUGCAAUAGCUGCUCUACUGAUGUCUCUAUCUGGUCAAACAUUUGUGAAAACUGUCAUGAGCGGUAUAUUCCAUGCAUCUUAACAGGGCGUCGUCUGGAAAACAUCACGUUAGCAUGGGGAUGCAAACUUUGCAGACAUAGUGCUCAUCCAAAACACAUUCUAGCUGUCAGCAACUGUCCUCUGUGUCAUUCUCCUACAAGGUACUGAUUUUUGGUCCAGUCUGAAUAUUUUUUAUUAUUUUUCUAGUCUAACCUUCACGUGCGCCCCUCAAAUCGUUUCUGGUUAACUAAUUCCCACCAUUGAUGGCAGGUUUGGUGAUCCGAUGUUAGCAUUAAACGUAAUAUAAGAAUUUAAAAAUUUCAUGUCAAGUGACAAAGCGCUUUCAUAGUUUUCAUUUGAAGCAGGGUUCUGCCUUCCCCUUAAAUUUUAGGAACUACCUUGGCCAGAAAGAAAUUUCAAUUUUUAAAUUUUUUAAGAGCCCAAUUAACUUUUGCCAUAUUGGCAUGUGCGUCAUAAGCUACUGCUGCUUCAUGAUGGUGAGAUUGCAGAAAUCAGCGGAGAGCUUAAUCUUUUCUAAGGGCUGUGAUGGCUCAGCUCCACAACUUUUAGAAGCCAAAGCUGGAUUUUUAGGUACAUUUGGCGCGUAGUGCAUGGGAAAGGCAGAACACUCAUAUGAAGCUUGUUAAAAUCGUAGUCAAACUGUUUAACUGCAAAGAUAAGAACCAAUUUUUGGGAACGGAACAAAAAAUAAAUUAAAGAUCAUUUCAUGUGAAGAUCAAUUUAAGAUAGUUUAUGUGCUUAAAUUUUGAAAAGCCUUGGGGGCUUCAAGUAAAAUGCAGGUAAUUUAUCUACAAAAAUACUGGUUCCAGCUAAUCAUUUAUUGAAUAGUAAGUGACCAAAGGUCUCAUUUUUUCCUGUGAUUUCAUCAUUCCUCCAACAGGAAUUUUCCUAAAGCUUGUUCAGCAGCAAGUAUCUCUGAGGAGUCAUCAAGUGCUUUUGCUAUAUUUUACUUUUAUUUUUCAUAAACUGUGUAAUUAGUGUGCUUCUUCUUUGAUGUAGUGCACCCUUGUAUUAAUGAAACUAGUCUGUGAUAUUUUUCUGUCCAAACUUUACACCUGAGUGUGCAGUGUAGAGAAUACAACACUCCGAAUCUCAAAAACCUCUCAGGUCUCAAAGAAGACUGAUUAUUAAUUUAAUAUAAAAGGAAGAGCGUGAAUGAUGAUGUAAGAACUGGCAUGAACAUUCAAACCUCGAUUAUGUAAUUGAGUCUUUCUUUUUCACAUCUCUCUAAAGUUGCAAAAGUCUGUGUGAAAGUCUUUGCAGGUCUUUUGAGUCCCUAUGAACUAACUGUCUGCAUUCCAUUUUGAGAUUAUAUUGCUAUUUAGAACUCCUUGACUCUGUGCUUGAAAGAGACUUGCUCAAGAUUGGGCUUGACCCCCCCCCUCCCCCUUCUAAGACCCUGUUAGCCAAGCUCAGGCCACCUCCCCCUCCCGUAAGUGCCCCUUUUGUUGAAGUCAAAAUAGUAUCACAAGAGUGUAUCGUAUUAAUUCUAGUAAGUGAAAAUUCCUGUCAGAAUCUUGCAUCGCAAAUAUUGAACUCCUCUGACUGGUUUGUGCUUUUCUAUUUGAGAUAUUUGCUUUUGAAUAUUAUUUGAUGGCAGCUGAGUUAAGAAUACGGUGCAGUGUAUUAAAAGAAAUCAAUCAAUUUUGCAUCAUGUUGUUUCUACAUUGAGGAUGUGUGUUCGGUAGGCAUUCAAUCAAUGUGGAUGACUUUUUCCCCCUCUUUGAAAAUAUUAAGGGAUUUUGUGCCUUUCACUAUUGCUAUAUCUUGCGCAUUACUUUCAAUAUUUUAAACUGUCUCUAAUUAAAUUUCUCAUGUAACAUCUCGACUAUUGAGUAAUGCAGAAAAUAGGGAAGAAUCAUUGAUUUUAAUCUUUUUAUUCAUUGUUCAUCUCUUUAAAGAUAUUUUGUUGUGGAUUUUGACUAUAAGAUCAUUUGCUGAAGCACUACGUUCUAUCAGAGAAGACGACAUCUCUUAAGUGAAUGAUGACUGCAACAAUACACACUUUAGUAUCAUUAAAGGGUGGAAGUUGAAUUUACACAUGUAUCCAGCAGGAAGGAAGGUAUACACUUUAUAAUUAAGUGGUUAGAGGGUUAAUCAUCUGGUGUAAGAGUAAAAAUUUGCUCUCUCAGGGUGCAGUAGAGGAAAAUACCGUGUUGGUGGUCCUCGACAAAUGGAUCUGGAUCCGAAAGGGCUGCACAGCGACUCAAAAAAUGAUGGGCAGAAUCUUUCGGGGCUUAUAAACACACUCUGAGAUUAUCAGAUAUUUUCGGUACUUGUACGUUUUCAAUCGACUUCCGAAAGUGAAACUUGACCCGCGCUCUUCAUGGAGACGGAGCACCAAGAUGUUACACAUACAUGGAGUGUCAAUCUCAUUUAUACUAGUAGCCAAUCAAUCUGAAAUACUGCAUUGAUCCCAUUCCAGUAGCGCGCAAGCUUCUUGGUUGGGAUGACAAUGUAGCCUCAUCUCAUAUGCAGAGUACAUCUUGGUGAUGUAAUUCUCUACUGAGUCAAUGCUGAGGUCAGCGUGAAUAUCUGCGUUUCUCUCAUACCAUUUAGCUUUAACUAUGCUGCAUAAAAUUGUUUGACCUGCUCCUGUUUGAUGGAUCUUUCAACAUCUUUAAAUUUUAUGUAAAAAAAAGAAAAGAAAAAAAAAUGGUGAGAUAGCAACGAAACCAGAAAAAAUAAUGUAUCGAAUUAAAAAAAAAAAAAAUCAAGAGAGAAAUCUAAACUCUCCGAUGAGCACACGAAAAGAAUUAAAUCUACCUGUAAAACAUCCCAAUGAUAGCAAAGAAAUAAAAAUUUCAGGGAUCGGAAAAAAGCGCAGUGGCUUACUUUGCAGGGAGCUGCUUCACUGAAGACCUAGAGGUCUCAGUACAGUCUGCAAGCCCGCUUAUGAUCUUUGUAUAAAAUAGUCACGGACCCCAGAGAACGAUUUUGAUGGUUGUAAAUACAUGUCAUUGGAGAUAUUCUCUUUCUCUUCAUACCGGUUCCAGCCUCCUGAGUUUCAAAAACAUUAAGAUUUACGUAUAAAGAUUUGUAGGGCUUAAUCCUAUCAAGAGUCUUUUGAUCGAGCACUAUCCAUUCCAUAAAUUCGGAACCCAGUUGCUCGAAUAUAAAGGAAUGGUUUUGUAUGGAGACAAACCAUCUUCCUACUUGAGUUGUAAAGCUUUCGAUUUUUUUUUGGUCGCUAAUUUAUCGACGAAUUUUAAUGCAUAUUUAGGAUAAGGAGGUUUUAAUUUUCAAGGGUAGAUCUUAGCUAAACUGCAAACUAGCAAAAUCGUAGUCUGUCAUAUUUUUUUUUAUGAGGGUCAGGCGGUGUUUCAUGUCUUUCGAACACCGUCGAUCACACUCGUGAUCCGGAGUGGAUAAAGGUGACACUAUUGUUUCUAAUCGGUAAAAAUGUUUGCAAUAUACUAAUAGAUUUUUUACGAUUAUUUUGCAAAGGACAAACUUUAUUUCUUUACUUAAUACAAUUAAAGAGUUUUCUCGGAUCGCCUCGUAAAGUUGCUCCGGGUGGUUGACGAUAAAAAACCUCAGUUGUUUGAGGGGAUUCAUUACUGGUUUUUGUCUGCAAAACCAAUUAAUCGAAACGAAUGAUUAAAAAACUAAUUUGCAUGAAAUUGUUAACUGAGCCCGACUCGAUUAAUUGUCUAGAGGGGGAGCUUGAUUGGUUCCGGCAAGCUCGGGUCCUUUACUAAUAAACCAACCCCUUAAACAAUAAAUCGAACUGGACACACUUCCGAAUCUUACACUAUCACAUCUAAAAAGUCCCCAUUUUCCAACGCUUAAGUGGAUGCGUUUUGUUUAAUUUCCUGGAAGUGAUGAUUAUUUUAUCCAAAAUGGAUGGGUUCAUAAUCAACUCUAAAGUAUCCCUCAAAUUCGAUAAAGCCCGACUCGUAUCUUUUUGAGAAAUAUCUUGGCAAAAAUCUUUGAACCCUCCAAUGGCGUCAAACACGGUUUUGUAUUUAUUAUAAUAGGUACAAUUUUGAUAAGCGUGUCGGUAAAUAAAAAUACAACUGUCUGGCACCUCAAAACAAUCCAUAAGCAAAGGGUACAGAAUUGAUGCUGAAAGAAUUUUAAUAGAAUUAUCAUUAUCCCGUAAUGGUUGCGUACACCAAAUAAAUUGAUCGAAUACGAAACAGAAUAGUUUAAAACUAUCCGGCGGGAAAAUAUUCCGGAAGAAAUGAAUUUUUCCCUCCAAGUCAUACGUGCAAAAGUCAUCGCAUUGAUGCGAGAGCAUGUUGGAAGAAAAUUUUACUUCCUAUCGAUUAGUUCGAAAUUUUGGGUGGCUCUGAAUGAUCCAUUGUACUUCAUGUUUAGGGUUUUUUCGUAUAUAAUUUCGAGAUCUUCCUUUAAUUCCUUAAAAAUUUCAAAGUUCGUGGGUUGAUGGGGGACGGGGGGAUCGGAAUUGAUCAACCUGAGACGCGGUAGGUGUUGCCGCUUCUCGGGAAAAAGAGCUUGGAAAUUUGAAGCCUCCUCCAUAGCCAUUUGCGCUUUGUGCAAAGCGUCGUGAGCGUCUCGGUGGAGAUUUUGACGCUGCUCCUCAUGGGAAGUUUCCACGGCGCGACGCUUAGACUCAAAUUCCGUCUGCUUUUUUUCAAAAGCGCGUAACUCCGUCGCCGCGUCUAGUUUGAAUUCCCGCGUGAAAAGGGGAACUACCUCUGCAAAAAGUUGGGAUAACCGAGCUGAGGGACGGCGGGAGGACGGGUGAGGGGGGAAGGGGCCGGUCGUUGGUCGGGCGGAGUAGAAAAAUUUGUGCCAUCGGGCAACUGUAAGUGCCUCGCGUACGCGGCUAACUCGUUUAAGGCGCGGGGAAAAUGGAAAGUAAAAAGGGACCGAUGGAACUGGUGUUCGGCAUCGUAAUUAAUGGUCCAUUUCACGGGCUGGACGGGUCGCGCUCCGAGAUUUUUCCGACGACGUCGCUGAAGUGUGGCGCGGUUGACAUUUCGCGAGUUUUGACGCGGGCGGCGGUGGUGGCGAAGACGUUGACCGAAAACGGCACUCAACACCACGAACACCACAGCGCAGAAAAGGAACAUAAUUUAUUUUUAGAGUAUGUGUGGCGGGGACAAGAUGAGAAGAUAGACUGGUGGGGAUGCAUUUUUUAAACUGCAUUUUCAUGGACAAAUCAUCAUCUUCGUCAAAUAUUUCGGCAGAUAUUUUUCUCGCGAGGGAUAAUUGGAUUUUGGGAUCCGCGCGCGUAUCCCUUAAUUUUUUGGUAACUUUCGCGGCGAAGUCGGACAAAAUUUCAAAGUUCGUGGGUUGAUGGGGGACGGGGGGAUCGGGAUUGAUCAACCUGAGACGCGGUAGGUGUUGCCGCUUCUCGGGAAAAAGAGCUACAUGAAAUAGUCAACUGAGCGUCUCGAUUAAUUGUCUAGGGGGAGCUUGAUUGGUUUCGGCAAGCUCGGGUCCUUUAACAAUAAACCAACCCGUAACAAUAAAUAAAAUAUUAAAUAUUAAAUAAAUAAAUAAAUCGAACCGCUCAUACUUCCGAAGCUUACAGUGUCACACCUAAAAAUUCCCCAUUUUUCAACGUUUAAGUGGAUACGUUUUGUUUAAUUUCCUGGAAGUGAUGAUUAUUUUAUCCAAAAUGGAUGGUUUCAUAAUCAACUCUAAAGUAUCCCUCAAAUUCGAUAAAGCCCGACUCGUAUCUUUUUGAGAAAUAGCUUGGCAAAAAUCUUUGAACCCUCCAAGGGCGUCAAACACGGUUUUAUAUUUAUUAUAAUAGGUACAAUUUUGAUAAGCGUGUCGGUAAAUAAAAAUACAACUGUCUGGCACCUCAAAACAAUCCAUAAGCAGAGGGUACAGAAUUGAUGCUGAAGGAAUUUUAAUAGAAUUAUCAUUAUCCCGUAAUGGUUGCAUACACCAAAUGAAUUGAUCGAAUACGAAACAGAAUAGUUUAAAACUAUCAGGCGGGAAAAUAUUCCGGAAGAAAUGAAUUUUUUCCUCUAGGUCAUACGUACCAAAGUCAUUGCAUUGAUGCGAGAGCAUGUUGGAAGAACAUUUUACUUCCUAUCGAUUAGGUCGAAAUUUUGGGUGGCUCUGAAUGCUGCGUUGUAUUUGAUGUUGAGGGUUUUUUCGUAUAUAAUUUUUAGAUCUUCAUCCGUAAUUUUUUCUGCUAAAUACUUCGGUAGGAAAAGCUUUCGAGUCUCAUUUUUGUAGUUGAUGUGAGCCACUAUCAACGGCCUAAAUCUGGUGUUGACUCUCUUCGUAGUGUAUCAAACGCGUAAUAAUGACGGCAGUACAAAAGUAAAUUUUUGGCUAUUAUUUUGUAUAGACAAAAUUUUAUCUCUUCACUUAAUAUAAUCGGUGAGUUAGCUCGAACUGCCUCGAAAAGUUGCUCAGGAUUGUUUGAAAUGGCCUUAGGUAGGCCUUUGUUGGCAAGGUAGGAAUGUGUGGUAGGAAUUAAUAAUUGUUGUAGGAUAGAGGACGACACAUUGGAUGGGCAUAUAGUAUUUAAUAGUGAAAUUCAAACAAAUGCAGACAUGCAGUGACUGGUUCUCAUUUCUUUUCAAGAAAGUAUUGAUUCCAAGUGAUUAGAUUGGAACCCGGUUUUAAAAAAAAAAAACAUGCGCUACUUACCAAAAACAUUUACCGUCGCUUCCGCCGCUCUCAUCGCUCUUUCCGCAUUUUUAUGAUCACGUUUUCAACAUAAUGUUUUAACAUUGAUAGCAUAAUAUCUAGUUCUUUAUAAAAUCUGUUCAUAUUUUUGAAUUCUACUUCUGACUGCCAAUAUGGCGUAAUUAACCAUCUGUUUAUAACUAAUAAAUAUUCAUAAUCUAAGCAUUCACACAGUUCUUCAAAAAAAUCUAAAUUUUCAAAUUUUAAAAAACAAAAAGUUAUAUAACAAAAACCCGCUUUCACAUUACUAACAAACACACUUGAACUAACAUCUACUUUUUUUAAUUCUAUAUUAUUUUUGUACUCUUCACUUGUUACUGUUAAGUAAAAAUCGCGCAAAUGCCGCAGUCUAUGCGGCAUUUUUUCCGUAAAGCCGUAGAACUGAGGAAUUUUCUUCUGAGGAAAAACAGGUAAGUUAAAUCUCAUUUCUGAUGAUUCGACUUCCAACGUAAAAAAACUGAAUUAAAAGGUAAGCCAUCUAAUGUUAAAGACUACCUAAGAAUUAAGAAUAUGAUGAAACAAUUUUACAAGGAAAAAUAUCCUUGUAAACAUAUUAUUCAAAAAGAAAAGGAGAAAGAUAUUAAGCUUAAAAUGAAAACACAAAAGCGUGAGAUUAGUGAAAUUUAAACAAAUGCAGACGUGCAGUGACUGGCUCUCAUUUUCCAACAAACUAUAGAUUCCAAGUGAUUAGAUUAUUUCCACUCACCAAAAAAAAACAUUCAUCGGAGCGCCCUUCCUUCACGUAUAUCUAAUGCACUUUCAACGUCAAUUUUUAACUAUGAAAACAUGGUGUCCAACUCUUCACCUAGUCCAUCCAUAUUUUUAAAAAUAAAAAGUCUCCUCCAAAAUAGCGAUAACAAAAUGAAAUUAAUGUCUCUUAAAAAUUUACUACUAACACAUUCAAAUAGUUCAUACUCUAACCUACCACUAAAAGUAACUUUAAUAUAAGAUAAAUAACAAAACCAGGACUCUAAAUUGUUAUAAUAUGAAUCGUAAAUGUCAAUAUGUCUUAAGGUAACAUGAUUUAAAUAUUCUUCAAUGGACAUAGAACUAAAUAAAUGGAAUAAACGGGGGAAUCUCUCUGACGACAUUUUUUAAUAAAAAAGAAAAAACUGAGGGCUUUUCUUGGGUGAAUUUUCUUAUAUACUCCCAUUAUUCCUGUAUGUUUGCGUGUUUUUUACUCUAUGGAAACCAAGAUUUAAGAUCGCGUACCUUUAAGAGUAAAAAAAUCACUUUUUCUUCAUUUGACAGCCUUACCGCCUUCUCACAUUAUUAUAGUGCGAGAAUUACUCAUAAUCACGCAGCGCUGCACUAAGAGUGCAAUUACUUACUCUUCUAUGCGCCACGAGUUGGUGAGAAGCUCGUCGAGCGUAAUACGAAUGUGAAUACAUUUCUUUUUUUCCAUUGGUACUCGUACUGGUUUCUUACACAUGGCUUCAAUAAUGCGUUUUGCUAUCCGUGUUCUUCUUUUUAAUAAGACCUGAAAAUUGUAGUAAUUCGACUCGAACGUACGGAUAUACCCGGUGCAUCCUUUAGUGGUGAAUGUGUUAAAAUUUCCAAUUCAGUCCAAUGCCAUGCAGUUCUCUCUGAACUCCUCGAUCCUCCUGUCCUCCCCUCCAAAUUUCACGCCUCAAAUCCUCCGAUGGGGUGAGAAGACAUGAGACACCAAAAAAUUGAUCGAUAAUGAAGAUUAACAAAUCGAAAUCCUCCCCUGACAUGAUAUUUUUAAUCAACCUCAAGCAACGCUUGAGAUCCUUGAUACAUUUUUUAUUACAUUCGUGGUUUGGUAUUGAUAACGGGGAAUCAAGUUUUUCAUUCCCAUAAAAAUGGGAGGUUGCUAGAAAUAAAUGUUUAACAAUGAUCUUAUAAAAACAGAAUCUAACUUCUUUGCUAAGGUUUAACGGUGAAUCUCUUCGCACUGCUUCGCCGAGUUGUUCAGGGUUAUUCGCUAGGAAAUGCCGCAAGUCUUUCACGAUGCUUGAAAGAGACGUUUACUUUUUAUUUUCCUGGAAACAAAGGAUUCAAGAAUAAAAAUUCCGUGGAUAUAAAAUUCUAAACGACGCGCGUGUUACGAAGAUGGAUGUAUGUUUUUUGAGGUUCCCUUACUACGGUACAUAGAGGACGGAUUAUGGUUUUCGCGAUAUGUCUCCUCCUUUUUAAUAGAUAUUGAAAACGUUGGAAUCCCGGAUCAAACAUACGAACGUAGCCGCGGUAACCGUUGAUGGUGAAGGGGCCAAAAUCACCGACGACUUCCAAUGUUUUACAGUUCUCGCUAUAAUUAAAACUCAAUCUGUUUUCUCCAUUGAAGAAUGUAUUUAUUCCAUUUCUUAAUGUUUCGGAGGUGGCCAUCCGACACGACACUCCCAAGAAUUGGUCAAGGACAAAAAUUAACAAUUGAUAUUUUUCUCGCGAGGAUUAAUUGGAUUUUGGGAUCCGCGCUCGUAUCCCUUAAUUUUUUGGUAACUUUCGCGGCGAAGUCGGACUAAAUUUCAAAGUUCGUGGGUUGAUGAGGGACGGGGGGGUCGGGAUUGAUCAACCUGAGACGCGGUAGGUGUUGCCGCUUCUCGGGAAAAAGAGCUUGGAAAUUUGAAGCCUCCUCCAUAGCCAUUUGCGCUUUAUGCAAAGCGUCGCGAGCGUCUCGGUGGAGAUUUUGACGCUGCUCCUCAUGGGAAGUUUCCACGGCGCGACGCUUAGACUCAAAUUCCGUCUGCUUUUUUUCAAAAGCGCGUAACUCCGUCGCCGCGUCUAGUUUGAAUUCCCGCGUGAAAAGGGGAACUACCCCUGCAAAAAGUUGGGAUAACCGAGCUGAGGGACGGGGGGAGGACGGGGCGAGGGGGGAAGGGGCCGGUCGUUGGUCGGGCGGAGUAGAAAAAUUUGUGCCAUCGGGCAACUGUCCGUGCCUCGCGUACGCGGCUAACUCGUUUAAGGCGCGGGGAAAAUGGAAAGUAAAAAGGGACCGAUGAAACUGGUGUUCGGCAUCGUAAUUAAUGGUCCAUUUCGUGGUUUGGUACUGAUAAUGGGGAAUCAAGUUUUUCAUUCCCAUAAAAAUGGGAGGUUGCUUUAAAUAAAUGUUUAACAAUGAUCUUAUAAAAACAGAAUUUAACUUCUUUGCUAAGGUUUAACGGUGAAUCUCUUCGCACUGCUUCGCCGAGUUGUUCAGGGUUAUUCGCUAGGAAAUGCCGCUAGUCUUUCACGAUGCUUGAAAGAGACAUUUAAUUUUUAUUUUUCCUGGAAACAAAGGAUUCAAGAAUAAAAAUUCAGUUUAUACAAGUAGUAUCCGGUGAUAGCUUCGAUUAAAUGUUUAUUUUCGAUUAGAUGUUUUUUUUUCUGAACUUCAGAACAUUUUAGAUGAAAAACCUGUCUGCAGUCAGAUGAGCAAAGCUGAUGUAGAUAAUAAUACUUAGUUAGGUAAUUGAGUGCAAAGCAGUGAAUUAGAUGGAUUCUUAAUUCUGGAUUUAAGUUUUGAAGGCUUAAGAGAUCGUAAAUUGCAGCUACUGAAAGAGAGUAAGCAGCAGUAUGCGCAAGACAUAGCCUUUCAUUCAUCUCCGCUUUUUUCUUUUAUCACUGAACAUACGAAAUGUAAUUUCAGUGGAAAAGUACAGUAGUUAAGUUAAAUGUUGUCCGAUUGGGCGAAAAAAGUUUCCGUUUCAUAGAAAUGUCUUCUUAGUCAUUUAAUAAAAAUGAAUACUUUUUACGACAAAUCAAUCAACGUUCAUUUAACCAAUGAUCUUCUUUUCUUUGAAUCAUACAUUUUGUAUUUUUCAAAGAUAAAAGACCCUAGUUGAUUGAUAAAUCUAAAAAAAAGUUUUAUAUUCGUAAAAAUAUAAUGACUUUUUUUUAGUUUCAUUAGACAGCGUUGAAUAUAUUUAAAGGGGAGGGUGUUCACACAAUAGGGUUGGGUUAAAUAAAUCCAACCUAAUAUCUUACAUGCAUUGGCCCUUGUACAAUUACCGUGUUUUUUCAAGCAUGUUUUCGCCCCCACUAUUUUUUUAAGAGAUGGACAACCUUCAUCCUCCACAUAUAAAAUGUUUUUAUUGAUAUAUUUCAAGAGCCAGAGUUUCUUCUGAAACCCUCUAACGUAGAAAAUAUUAAAUUGAGCCGGUAUUUCAUGAAAAAUUUUCGGAAUUUUGUAGUAUGGGAUAUCUCCGUCUUCCCACAUAAGCCCGUAAUGGAGGUUGGUUAACCAGCUGUUCUGUUUGAAACAUUGAAAUUCAUUCAUCGGUGGCUCAAAGAAAAAUGUUUGCUCAACUGACUCAUCCGAGGAGAGGAUCGUAACCUCUCUAAAAAAAAUUCAUUUUCAUUCGAAAAUAGUCCUUGGACAUCAAUGACUGCAGAUGCUAACACGGAAACAGAGAUGAUAGAUGAUGAGACUCUCUCCCUUUUCUUUGGUCUUAUGACGUUCCUAUUAUUCUCGAGGUUUCACGGUGAAUUUGUAUGAUUUGAAAUGUGGGCCAAUACAGAUGAGAUCGUGAGGUUUUUUAUUGAUUUUUGCGAUGUAUUCAUCUGACAAUUUGGCAUAUUCUUUCGGAAGGUAAAUAAAGCAAUCUUUCCCUUUCCUCUGAAACCAUGCCAUUAAUUGGAUGCCGAAUUUCGUCUCUCUCUUCUCCAUUUUUUUCAACUGAUAUUUUUUUCCCGAUUCCAGAUCAGCACCGCUAACGCGAGUGGGAAAUUCGGGAACCGGUAGUUGUACCUCCUUAAAAGAGUCGUAUGAUUCGGGGUUUUUUUUCGAUGGUACAGAAGUGCGUCGUUUUUUGGGGGUCGGCAAGACUACAUUCUCAAAACUUUGAGAAUUUUUGAAAACUGGGGACUGAGCAGCCAUUUGUUUAUUUUCCUGUAAAUGAAAGAAAGAAAAGAAAAACCACUUUCGUUACAUGGAUGACUCAUGACGCAGUUAUGAGUAGAAUUGACUGAUAUGCUUCUAUUCAUCGUCACUAUCAUAGUUUACUAAAUCUUAAUGGCCAUGCGGGAGGCUUUCUACAGAAUUACUCAUAAAUCGUUUGUCAUCAGAGGAGCUUAGAGCCUUUUUUCUCACUUCGAAAGAGUACUGGUGAAGUUUUUUACUUUGAAUCCUGCAAGUUACACAAUCGACUUCUCGAUUUUCAAAUACAACUUUCAUAAAUCGAAAUUGAAAGUUUUUUGGACUACGCUCGUCUGUACUCCUUUACAUUUCAUAUAGGAUUUCUAUUUCUUAUCAUCAUUAUCCAUAUUUUUUUUCCUUUUUGCAAGAAAAGCGUACAUUUUACUCAUUAGGCAAACCCACUCGGAUAUAAUCAUGUUAGGAGGACAUUCAUCUUCGAAUUUGCCUAAAACUUUUUCGUUUGCCCUACUAAAGUUGAUAUGGUCCGUUGGAAAGUUGGAAGUAUCAUACAAUUCCCUUUCAUCCAAAAUAUCCUUACAAAUAUCCUCUGUAAAGACAAGAACAGCAUAGGCAAGUCUAUGUAAAUGAGCUUAAUGUUGGGACCAUAAUUCUUGAAAAAGAAUCUCAUAAAAGAAUUCGUACAUGUAUCGCUUACUGUACGCUACUGCCGGGCAAGGAGUGAGCCUCACCGUGUGAGGUUUUGAAGUGGUCGAGGGUUGAAGAUGAGCCGUACGUGGCUUGACGGAGGUUGAGUCGACGAGCGACGAGCCGUACGUGGCUGGACGAAGGUGGAAACGAGCGUCGAGGGGUGGAAUCACGAAAGAGUGUUAAGGAGGGGUUGAAAUCUGAACUGCGAUCCAAGCAGCGGCUAAACGGCGUUUUACAGUGCGACGACGGACGCCCAAGGGUUGAUCUGUCUGCGCAGUUAUAGGGAUGUAAAUGAGAGAAAGAAUCUUGGGCAAUCCAUACGGCAGACAGAUGAACCGUGCUUGGUGCCCUCUGAUAAGGUUAACGGGAUAGAGGGCGACGCGGGGAGCUCUCCACCACAUAUCGGGGUUGAGAUGGAGAAAACGAGAAAAAUCCGAGAUACGGAAAUGAAAUACAAUAUAAUCAUGGCUCAAGAAAUAUGCACAAAUAUGGACAAUGAAAAGCAAAAACUGAAUAUGACAAAAAAAGCACAGAACCAAGUCUCGAAAUGGCUAAAAAAAUAAUAGCCGGAGAAAAUAAUGUGGAUCUCGCUCUGUAAUCGCUGCGAGAGUGAAGUUCAUCCCCGUUCUUCGGGCCUUCCGGACUCUCUUUUCAACAAACUAUUUCACUUACCACGGCGACUCCCUCCUCUUCUUGAUCCUUUCUUGUGCGUACAGCCUUUCUCUCUGGGCAUCCACAAGCAUGUUGAUCACAUCCUUCAGAGAGUCUCCUAGAGCCAAGUCGUGCGCCUUGUAGAUUCCAAGUGAUAAGAUUAUUUCCACUCACCAAAAAAAAUAUUCACCGGAGCGCCCUUCCUUCCCGUACAGCUAACACACGCUCAACAUCAUUUUUUAAUAAACAAAACAUAUUGUCUAGUUCUUCAUCUAGUCCCUCCAUAUUUUUAAAGUAAAAAAUUCUUCUCCAAAAUAGAGAUAAUAAAAUGUAAUUAAUGUUUUUUAAAAUACCAGUAUUUACACACUCAAAUAAUUCAUAUUCUAAACUACCACUAAAUGUAACUUUAAUAUAGGAUAAAUAACAAAACCAUACUUUUAAAUUAUUAUAAUAAGAGUCAUAAGUCUCAAUAUGUCUUAACUUUACAUAAUUCAAAUAUUCUUCGUUUGAUAAAGAAUUGAACAAAUUUCCGGCCUUCCGGACUCUCUUUUCGCAUCCCUCGUGUGAUGCGGGCCCUGGGAAAGGGACGGCAACGCUAAAAGAAUGAAAUGAGAAACACAGAGUGCUAGUGCAAACGGAUCUCCGAACAACCUCGGCCCGGACACACAGGGGUUGAAACCGUGAAGAUGUCGAAAUCUGAGGUGAGAUAAGAUCCCAUCGAUCAGUUGCAUCGGGCCUAAAUAUGCGAUGGUCCAGCCCGAGGGCUGGUAGAGUCCAGCGCAUAUUUAGACCGGUGCUAAUGAGCGAUGAGUAGUGGGUGAUGCUAUGCCAAGUGGUGCAUGAUAAUGCCCUUAUGCAUCACAAGUCUGGGAGGCCCCAAAGUGCGGCGCCCUCGCCGCAGCCGUCUUCGUUCCAUGUAUCGUAAAAAUUGAAGCCUAAAAUGAAGUUUUUACUAAGUUGGUUUUUACAUAUGAGGAUUUACAGGGAAUUUUUCCCAAUUCUGAAAUUUACAAAAAAUUCAAAAAUUUUCUUUUUGAAAAAAAAAUUGAUUAAUAAAAUGAUAUGCCUUCACCUAGAAAAAUAACGCGUGAGCCUAAGCGAUUUUUCCUGAAAUUUACAAGUAUAAUAAUUCUAACAUUUUCUAGAAUAAUUUUGAUUAAUAAAAUGAAGAUCAGAAUAGUUGAAAAAUAGUUAUUCGGGAGUAUGUAUGCCUUCACCAAAGAGGAAUAUAGUUAAUUUAUGAGCCUAAGCGGUUGAUGAGAUUAUAUUAAUUCCGCCGGCUGUGCUAGUUCAAAAUUUAAGUUCUCCUCCUGUUGACCGAUUUGUGAGAAUCUAAUUAUUCUCGGUCGAGAAGUUUGAUUAGGUUUCUUAUUUCGCAAGUAUAGGUAGGUUAUGACUGUACCUAAAAUCAAUGUUAGGAGAAAGAUAAUUAUGGUGAACCAAGUAUAAGAAUAGGUCCUAGCGCUUUCUGCUGUGAGCGGAAAGGAUCGCAAUUUUCUUUUAAUCUCAUCUAUUGUUAAACCGUCAGGUAAGGCUGAUUCUAGGCUUUUUGUAGAAUGGCCGUUAGCUCUCUCUUAAAUUUCUCAUCGUUGGAGGAAAAGAACUUUAAAUUCGUAGACCUCCGCACAGGUCUUUUCGGGAAUUUUUUCGUUGAGAGUCGGGACUCUCGAGAUUCUUCUCAACGGGAGAAAGAAUCGGGAUUCUUCUCAACGGGAGAAGAGAUCGGGGGCGUUGGUAGCGAAACGCCGCUGCCACCAGUUGUGAUGCGGGCCCUGGGAAAGGGUCGGCAACGCUAAAAGAAUGAAAUGAGAAACACAGAGUGCUAGUGCAAACGGAACUCCGAACAACCUCGGCCCGGACACACAAGGGUUGAAACCGUGAAGAUGUCGAAAUCUGAGGUGAGAUAAGAUCCCAUCGAUCAGUUGCAUCGGGCCUAAAUAUGCGAUGGUCCAGCCCGAGGGCUGGUAGAGUCCAGCGCAUAUUUAGACCGGUGCUAAUGAGCGAUGAGUAGUGGGUGAUGCUAUGCCAAGUGGUGCAUGAUAAUGCCCUUAUGCAUCACACCUCGUUCCACUUUCGUCGGUCAACCCCCCAUUGGUUGAUCUUGGUCAGGGAGAGGGAUACUGCGACAUGGCGUUGCGACUUCUUGCGGCUUUUGCCCGGCUGAUAUGGUGUUGUUGCAAGGACGCUACUUCUGACUGGUCAGUCUUAGCUGACCCUUGUGGCCCCCGUAGCUAGGAAAAGCCUAAAAAGGCUCUCAAAGCCCCCCGCGGUUCCGGGAGCGUGAACGCUCGGUGCAGCGGGCGGUGAUAAUGGUCCAUAAAAAAAGGCCUUCACUCCCACAAAGUCACCGGAGGUGCGACGCAGGUCCCGGCCAUUGCGUGGAGCUCGCGGUCCACGCGGUUGCGUCGCCUGUGCUGCGCCGUCGCCGCGAGAGGAAGGGACAGGGGUGGUUAGGCCUAACGUCAGUGACUACAUAUCUCCCUCUCUCGCGCACGAUCAGGCCGCUGCUAUCUCUAUCCUCGGUUUGGAAGGACAUGAAACAAUCCUAGGGAACACAGGACUAUGCGAUGUUGCAGUGUUGUCAUUUAACCAUAUCACCACCACCACCCCCCCCCCCAACUGUUGUUUACUUUCCUGGAAGUGAUGAUUAUUUUAUCCAAAAUGGAUGGGUUCAUAAUCUCCCUCUCGCUUCCUUCGGGUUUCAGCUAACGCAUAUUCAACACCAAUUUUUAAUAAAGAAAACAUACUGUCUAGCGCUUUAUCGAGGCCCUCCAUAUUUUUUCAUAAAAAUUAACAGGUUAAAAUCGUAGUCCGUCAUAUUUUUUUUUAUGAGGGUCAGGCGGUGUUUCAUGUCUUUCGAACACCGUUGAUCACACUCGUGAUCCGGAGUGGAUAAAGGUGACACUAUUGUUUCAAAUCGGUAAAAAUGUUUGCAAUAUAUAAAUAGAUUUUUUACGAUUAUUUUGCAAAGGACAAACUUUAUUUCUUUACUUAAUACAAUUAAAGAGUUUUCUCGGAUCGCCUCGUAAAGUUGCUCCGGGUGGUUGACGAUAAAAAACCUCAGUUGUUUGAGGGGAUUCAUUACUGGUUUUUGUCUGCAAAACCAAUUAAUCGAAACGAAUGAUUAAAAAACUAAUUUGCAUGAAAUUGUUAACUGAGCCCGACUCGAUUAAUUGUCUAGAGGGGGGGCUUGAUUGGUUCCGGCAAGCUCGGGUCCUUUACUAAUAAACCAACCCCUUAAACAAUAAAUCGAACCGGACACACUUCCGAAUCUUACACUAUCACAUCUAAAAAGUCCCCAUUUUCCAACGCUUAAGUGGAUGCGUUUUGUUUAAUUUCCUGGAAGUGAUGAUUAUUUUAUCCAAAAUGGAUGGGUUCAUAAUCAACUCUAAAGUAUCCCUCAAAUUCGAUAAAGCCCGACUCGUAUCUUUUUGAGAAAUAUCUUGGCAAAAAUCUUUGAACCCUCCAAGGGCGUCAAACACGGUUUUAUAUUUAUUAUAAUAGGUACAAUUUUGAUAAGCGUGUCGGUAAAUAAAAUUAUAACUGUCUGGCACCUCAAAACAAUCCAUAAGCAGAGGGUACAGAAUUGAUGCUGAAAGAAUUUCAAUAGAAUUAUUAUUAUCCCAUAAUGGUUGUAUAGACCAAAUAAAUUCAUCGAAUACGAAACAGAAUAGUUUAAAACUAUCCGGCGGGAAAAUAUUCCGGAAGAUAUGAAUUUUUUCCUCCAGGUCAUACGUACUAAAGUCAUUGCAUUGAUGCGAGAGCAUGUUGGAAGAACAUUUUACUCUCUAUCGAUUAGUUCAAAAUUGUGGGUGGCUCUGAAUGCUCCGUUGUAUUUGAUGUUUAGCUUUUUCUUGUAUAUAAUUUUUAGAUCUUCCUUUAAUUCCUUAAAGGAUUUAAGAAUAAAAAUUCAGUACAUAUAAAAUUCUAAACGACGCGCAGGUAAUUCGAGGGGCGAAAGAUUAUUGUCACGAUUCGCGGAGGGAACCGCAUAUGGCGGGGCGUGAUUGCUGGGUCCAGCUCCGGUAGCAUCGAAAAACUCAAGGCGACGGGAGAGAAUGGACAAAUCAUCAUCUUCGUUAAAUAUUUCGGCCGAUAUUUUUCUCGCGAGGAAUAAUUGGAUUUUGGGAUCCGCGCGCGUAUCCCUUAAUUUUUUGGUAACUUUCGCGGCGAAGUCGGACCAAAUUUCAAAGUUCGUGGGUUGAUGGGGGACGGGGGGAUCGGGAUUGAUCAACCUGAGACGCGGUAGGUGUUGCCGCUUCUCGGGAAAAAGAGCUUGGAAAUUCGAAGCCUCCUCCAUAGCCUGUUGCGCUUUGUGCAAAGCGUCGCGAGCGUCUCGGUGGAGAUUUUGACGCUGCUCCUCAAGGGAAGUUUCCACGGCGCGACGCUUAGACUCAAAUUGCGUCUGCUUUUUUUCAAAAGCGCAUUACUCCGUCGCCGCGUCUAGUUUGAAUUCCCGCGUGAAAAGGGGAACUACCUCUGCAAAAAGUUGGGAUAACCGAGCUGAGGGACGGCGGGAUGACGGGGCGAGGGGGAAGGGGCCGGUCGUUGGUCGGGCGGAGUAGAAAAAUGUGUGCCAUCGGGCAACUGUCCGUGCCUCGCGAACGCGGCUAACUCGUUUGAGGCGCGGGGAAAAUGGAAAGUAAAAUGGGACCGAUGAAACUGGUGUUCGGCAUCGUAAUUAAUGGUCCAUUUCGUGGUUUGGUAUUGAUUACGGGGAAUCAAGUUUUUGAUUCCCAUAAAACUGGGAGGUUGCUAUAAAUAAAUGUUUAACAAUGAUCUUAUAAAAACAGAAUUUAACUUCUUUGCUAAGGUUUAACGGUGAAUCUCUUCGCACUGCUUCGCCGAGUUGUUCAGGGUUAUUCGCUAGGAAAUGCCGCAAGUCUUUCACGAUACUUGAAAGAGACAUUUAAUUUUUAUUUUUCCUGGAAACAAAGGAUUCAAGAAUAAAAAUUCAGUUUAUACAAGUAGUAUCCGGUGAUAGCUUCGAUCAAAUGUUUAUUUUCGAUUGGAUGUUUGUUUUCCUAACUUUAGAACAUUUUAGAUGAAAAACCUGUCUGCAGUCAGAUGAGCAAAUCUGAUGUAGAUAAUAAUACUUAGUUAGGUAAUUGAGUGCAAAGCAGUGAAUUAGAUGGAUUCUUAAUUCUGGAUUUAAGUUUUGAAGGCUUAAGAGAUCGUAAAUUGCAGCUACUGAAAGAGAGUAAGCAGCAGUAUGCGCAAGACAUAGCCUUUCAUUCAUCUCCGCUUUUACUUCCUAUCGACUAAUUCAAAAUUUUGCGUGGCCCUGAAUGCUCCGUUUUACUUUAUGUUGAGGGUUUUUUCGUAUAUAAUUUUUAAGUCUUCAUCCUUAAUUUUUUCUGCUAAAUACUUCGGCAGGAAAAUCUUUCGCGCGAGUCUCGUUGUUGUAUUUGAUGCGAGCCACUAUCGACGGCCUAAAUCUGGUGUUGACUCUCUUCGUGGUGUAUCAAACGCGUAACAAUGACGGCAGUACAAAAGUAAAUUUUUGGCUAUUAUUUUGUAUAGACAAAAUUUUAUCUCUUCACUUAAUAUAGUCGGUGAGUUAGCUCGAACUGCCUCGAAAAGUUGCUCAGGAUUGUUUGAAAUGGCCUUAGGUAGGCCUUUGUUGGCAAGGUAGGAAUGUGUGGUAGGAAUUAAUAAUUGUUGUAAGAUAGAGGACGACACAUUGGAUGGGCAUAUAGUGUUUAAUAGUGAAAUUCAAACAAAUGCAGACAUACAGUGACUGGUUCUCAUUUCUUUUCAAGAAAGUAUUGAUUCCAAGUGAUUAGAUUGGAACCCGAUUUUUAAAAAAAAAACAUGCGCUACUUACCAAAAACAUUUACCGUCGCUCCCGCCGCUCUCGUCGCUCUUUCCGCAUUUUUAUGAUCACUUUUUCAACAUAAUGUUUUAACAUUGAUAGCAUAAUAUCUAGUUCUUUAUAAAAUCUGUUCAUAUUUUUGAAUUCUACUUCUGACUGCCAAUAUGGCGUAAUUAACCAUCUGUUUAUAACUAGUAAAUAUUCAUAAUCUAAGCAUUCACACAAUUUCUCAAAAAAAUCUAAAUUUUCAAAUUUUAAAAAACAAAAAGUUAUAUAACAAAACCCCGCUUUUACAUUACUAAGAAACACACUUGAAUUCACAUCAACUUUUUUUAAUUCUAUACUAUUUCUGUACUCUUCACUCGUUACUGUUAAGUAAAAAUCUUUGUUCUCAGUUCUCUCUUUGCGCAUUUUUAAUAUCACUUUGUCUAUAUGUGGUUUCAUUAUCCAUAACAUAAUAUCUAAGUCUUUGUACCAUUCACUCAUGUUUUUAAACUCUACUUCUAAUUGCCAAUAUGGCGUAAUUAACCAUCUGUUUAUAACUAAUAAAUAUUCAUAAUCUAAGCAUUCACACAGUUCUUCAAAAACAGCUAAAUCUUCAAAUUUUAAAAAACAAAAAGUUAAAUAACAAAAACCCGCAUAUACAUUACUCACAAACACACUUGAAUUAACAUCUACUUUUUUUAACUCUAUAUUAUUCUUAUAUUCUUCAACCGUUACUCCUAUGAAAAAAUCGCGUAAAUGCCGCAGUCUAUGCGGCAUUUUUUUCGCAAAACUAAGGGCUUUUCUUGGGUGAAUUUUCUUAUAUACUCCCAUUAUUCCUGUAUGUUUGCAUGUUUUUUUACUAUGGAAACCAAGAUUUAAGAUUGCGUACCUUUAAGAGUAAAAAAUUACUUUUUUCUUCAUUUGACGGCCUUACCGCCUUCUCACAUUAUUAUAGUGCGAGAAUUACUCAUAAUCACGCAGCGCUGCACUAAGAGUGCAAUUACUUACUCUUCUAUGCGUUAUAAUUCAUUAGUCUUCUUGGUUCUUGUUUCGAUGAAACAGAGAAAAAACAAAAUAAAAAAUGAAGAAUUACUCGUGUUAGAGAGGCUAAAUUUUGAAAUUGCUCUUAGUGUACGUGUAUUCUUUUUAUCAAAUUCUAGAGCUGAAAUUAAAAAUAAUUUCUUGAUCUGUAAAUCUGUAUUAUUCUCUCAUGUUCAUAGAUAUUUAGCCAUUUAAGAAUUGCUCAACCACCUGAAAAAAUACAACGAUUAUUUAUUGGUAUUCGUACUAUCAAAUUAUUACUCAAACCAGACACUUUUGUCCACGAUUUUUUAGAUUCUGAUAAUUUGCAUAAAUUGCGCCUACAAAUAUUUUAUCAACGGAAUGAUAAUCAUGUUUUAGAAUUAAAACCAGUCUCAAAUUUUAAAUUGACACCGGUUGAAUGUGAAAAAUAUCAAGAAGAGGGCGAAGAUUGCCAGUGGCCCUUUUAUUUUUAACUUUUUUAAACAUGCAUCUUUUGGGGCUAUCUUUUUUUAUUGCUCUAUUAUUUUUUCUGUGUGCAAGGUGUAGUACCGUCUUAAUGAAAAAACACAGGCAGCUUCCUAGAAUGAAAAGAGCACUUCGUUGGUUGGACCGUCUUCACUCCACCUAUGAAUUAGUGCAAGAUAAAAAAUAUGCAAAUUACGAUUUAAGUCAAUUACUUUUAGCAGAGCAACUUUUUAGCAGAGCAGCAACUUUUUAGCAGAGAUUUUGCAUAAAUAUUAACGUUCCUUUACCGGGUAAAUAUUGAAGAUAACAAAUCUAAAUUCAGUGUGGAAAUUUUUUGUGCACUCGUGGUUGGGUAUAGACAAUGGUGAAAUGAGUUUAUGAUCACCACAUAAAUGUGAGCCAUAAAUUUACAUGUCUCGAGCCAAAAUAGAGGAUUCUCAACAAGUUCCUGAAAAUUAGCAGUUGAGUUUCUUCGGCAAGUGUCGAUACCGACAGAGCGGUCGAAGCUUGCGGUAAAAAAUAGGUCCUCUCUGAGAAGUUCUGCAAAUUAGUCGAUAAGAAAUAAGAUACAUCAGUGAUCCAUCAUUCUUGACGCGUUCAUUCGUCAGAAUUUCGGACACAUUUUCAGUUACAAAAUAUCAUUCAUGCUGAAAGCAUGCAUACGUAUUUAGACAACUUCAAACACACAUUAUGGAAGAAGAGUAAUUGAUAAGGAAUACAAUAUGCACCGUUAAGUCAUUCGCAAACAAAAUAUACACCCGAAAACCGUAACUCAACGGAUAAAGGGGGGGGGGCGUUGACUCGUUAUCCGACGGGAAUCGUUUAAACAUGGCCACAGCUUUCUUAACUGCACAAUUUGCAUGACAAUAUGCGCAAUUUCUGAUAUCUUCCUCUUCUUGGGAUGUAUCCCAGUUACUGGACGCAGUUUCAAACUUUGAAUCAGGCAAUGACAAAGUUUGUCAAAGUGACAGGAGGAGGGGGUGUGAAUCUUGAUUUAACAUUGAUUGAUUUGUAACGGAGGAGAAGCUGUAGAGUUCUCUCAUCUUCAACGAACCAGCGUCUGCGUUCGUAAUCCCCUUGCUACGAUUUCAAAAAUCGUUGAAACAUGUUUGUACGGGACUGUGCCGUCCUCCCACGCGAGACCGAGCACUUAAUUACUGGUUCGUGAAACAGAUGUGCGAUCGAAAGGGGAAAGUUGAGGGUAUGGGUAGGGGGGAGGGGGGCGAAGGAGUCCAAAUAUGAAUGCUUUCCCCGUCACUACAAAUCGUAGCGAUUUCCUUAAAUACAAACUCCCUUCCUAGCUUGCGCCAGAGUUUGUAUUUUCUAAUUUUCAGCAAAAUAGUAAAAAACCGGAAAAAGGUCGAAGGGGGGCCGGGGGGGGGGCAACGUACAGGGAUUCUUGGGGACUUUAUGCUGGGAGUCUCAGACACCCUAAUAACAACGUAGGCACAUGAAACCUCAUAUAUAAUCGCUUCUUCUAAUCGGCGAUUUUUGAUCUAUUCCUGGACUACUCAGAAGAACAGAUUUUUCAAAUUAUUUAAUCGGGGAAUAGUAUCCCAACAAGUUGAACAUUUUCCAAAAGAUAACUCAGUUCUUUCAAACUAACAUUAGCCAGCUCCUGAACUGGAAGUUCCCUGGAGGGAUAUGACAAGACUCAGGAAAGAUAGCGAGCAAUGUAAAAGUUUAUUUUUCUCUCAUCAGAACAAUAAUUAUGAUGUUGCAUGAGACAUAAUUGAAUUUGUCUGUGCUGGGACAGCUUCGUUGGGUGCCCAGCACUCUUUCAGUUUUAAGAUUCGGGUUGAUUAUUAACAGAACUUGAUGCGAACCUUGGCGGAGGCACAGAGGUGUCACAGGAAAGCUCUGUUUAACUGACGCUUGGUUAAGAAUUUCUAGAUCUUCAUCUAGAAUCCGCAACGCCUUCAAUGCUAUAUUUAAUCAAUGAUUCUUUCCCAAUAUUCUGCAUCUCACCCGUUUUUUCCCAAUUAUAUGUCACCAACUAUGUACAUGUAAUUUGUUGUGUACGACCCCAACAAACUAAGCAACAAUAAUAUCAUGUUGAAUCUAUUGAUUUAAUCAGCUCCUUUGUUGUGAGAUGCAUCCUAUAAAUUCAUAGAUUUUCAAGUUUUGUCAGUCGCAAAAUUGCCUUUUUCAUUUCACAAGUUUCCUUAUUUUCAUGCUCUGUUAUUUUUAUGUAUGGAACGAUGCUCUCUCUAAAAUUUGUUAACACAUAGUUCGGUUUCUCAAUAAAAACUGGAAGGUUAGCUUAAGCUACAACGAAACAUGUAAAGUAAUAGUGUUAAUUUCAAAGCCAUAAGCGUAGAUGAUUGCUGAACUCUCAUACCGUUAAAUUGAUACUGUUUUCUAUGGAUUCGAUAUCGGAUUCCUCUGUAUCAUUCUCUCUUGUUACGGGUACUGCCCCAAGUUUUUCUUGUGUGUCUUAUCAUUAUUUUUUUUGUAAUUUUCUCAGAUAUCAUGGCUGAUUGUCCAUGAAUGCACUGUAUACACAUUUCAAAUUAUAUUUUAAUUAAUAAAGUGAAAAGAUUUGUCCAUGACGAA